CUAGCUCAGUGAUAUUUGCCGGCGCAGCUCCUCGUUCAUCCCUUCCUCCACAUUUGCUUAAUUCACCUCAUGAGUGCUAGGUAGAGUAAUUGGCUGAGUCAGACAGUGAGAAUGAAGAACCAACACAUGACGACUGACACCAGUGGGAAAGAUAUGCUGGUCGAGAAAGCCGACACAACCCCUCUGGAUAUCGGCUCGUCUGUUUCAGGACCUACUGGCCCUCCUCUCAUCGACGACGACAUCACAUACCCGGAAGGAGGAGUUAGGGCGUGGCUGGUGGUGCUCGGAGCGUGGUCGGGAUUAGCUGCAUCCCUUGGAGUAUACAACUCGACUGGGGUGAUCGAAGCGUAUGUGUCGAGAGAGCUGCUGCCCGAUGAAUCCCCUAGCACCAUUGGCUGGAUCUUUGGUGUCUACGCAUUUAUGACCUGGAUCUGUGGAGCUCAAGUUGGUCCAACGUUUGACGCCAAGGGACCGCGUGGGCUGUUGAUCGCCGGGAGUCUCUGCACUCUCGUCGGCGUGUUCGCUCUCAGCUUCAGCACAGAGUACUACCAAUUCAUCCUGGCCUUUUCUGUUCUCGCCGGCGGAGGAGCGUCUCUUCUCAUUACCCCGGCCAUGGGCUCGGUGGCUCAUUGGUUUUUUGAGCGCCGCGGGCUCGCCAGCGGCAUAGCAUUCACAGGGGGCGGGGUUGGCGGUGUACUUUUCCCCCUUAUGAUGCAGUCCCUUCUUCCUCAGGUCGGAUGGGCUUGGUCUAUACGGAUCCUCGGUUUUAUCUUGCUUAUCCUCUGUUCAAUCAGUGUGACAUUUUGCCAAAGCAGGAUUCCACCACGCAACGGACCACAUACCACUUGGCGUGAUACGUUACCUGAUCUGCGCAUAUUUUUGGAUGGAACCGGCGCCAUGUCGAUGACAACCGCAGCCUUGUUCCUCGUUGAUCUCGCGUACUUGGUUCCGAUGACAUACAUUCCGAGUUACUAUUUAGACCGGCAAGGCCUACCGGCUGACAAAACACUAUCAGGUGAUGCUGCGUUUGCAUAUCAGCUUCUCGCCAUCGCUAAUGGGUCGUCUUGUUUCGGUCGCUACGUGGCUGGCGCACUGGCUGAUCAAUUUGGUCGGUACAAUACUUUAAUUGUAUCCCUAUUUUUCUGUCUAGCGUCAGUCGCUGGUUUCUGGCUACCCGAUGCUCUGGCUCCAAACUUCGACAGCAUAGCACUCCUAAUUCUCUUUACCAUCUUGUUUGGGUUUGUGAGUGGUUCCAAUGUUAGCCUGACGCCAAUCUGCCUUGGUCAGUUAUGCGAUAUCCAGGAUUACGGAAAAUACUAUGCAACGUGCUACACGGUUUGUUCUUUGGGGUGUUUGAUUAGUAUCCCCAUUGCUGGAAGCCUUCUGGAUGCUACGGGAAUGAUGGGCAAACAGGGUUAUUGGGGUGCUAUUGCCUAUACUGCUGCUAGUUAUCUCGCCGCUUUCUUGUGCAUCGUGUGGGUAAGAAUACGGGUGAAGGGCUGGGAUUGGAGGGUCAAGUGGUAGGGCUCAAACUCAAGCAGAGGCAUAUUCCGGAGGCUUGCGUGUCUUUUCCUCGACGUCUCCUCAACAUAUAGCUUGGUAAGUGUAAAUAUUGAGUUUGACCUGCAGAAGCGUAACGGCCCGUAUGACUACCCCAGUUUCGUGAAUGUGUGAAUGAAAGGAUUGUGAUCGUUUGGCAGGGUCUGGGUGACGCGAUAUGCAAUGCUACUACU
Molecule: messenger RNA, 1733 nt
Organism: Xylaria bambusicola
Lineage: Eukaryota; Fungi; Ascomycota; Sordariomycetes; Xylariales; Xylariaceae
Product: major facilitator superfamily domain-containing protein
Exons: 3
Coding region: 112-1524 (470 amino acids)
Biological process (GO): transmembrane transport
Cellular component (GO): fungal-type vacuole membrane
Molecular function (GO): transmembrane transporter activity
Source: RefSeq, a predicted model, not a curated record